AUGCCUCCACGCCGGACGCGCUCCGUCACGGCGGCCCAGGUCCGCGCUGCCAACACGCGGCGGCGCCAGGACGCAGCAACUGCUGCAGCCGCCGCUGCUGACGCCGAGGAGUUCAAGGCGGAAGACCCGGACUCGGACCACGUCGCGGAGGAGCAGAGCCGGAAUCAGACGCCUCAGAAGCGCGCCAGGGCUGCCUCUAGCCUCAACGCGCAGCCGGAGGACAUUCUAUCAGGCAGCUACUUAUCAGGCGCGGGCCACAACGCCUCCGCGCUCGCCAAGAGGCUCAAGCAGACGUGGGAGACGCUGCAGCACGCUCCAAGCAGGCAGCAGCAGCGAGAGGACGGCGUGCUGGACGCCCAGGCGGCCCAGAGGCUGCAGCUGGUGGCCGCCGAGCUGCUGCAGGAGAAGCUGCUGAGGCACCAGGACAGGAACGUCAAGUCGCUGGUGGCCUACUGCCUCGUGGAAAUGAUGCGCGUGUCGGCGCCCGACUCGCCCUUCAGCUCCAGCGAGGAGCUGUACCGAGUCUUCAAGCUGCUGUGCGACCAGCUGAGGGCUCUUUCCCUGGUGCAGUCCAGCGGAUUGCAUUGCUAUCACGUGCUGGAGAGUUUGGCUACUGUGAAGUCGUGUCUGCUGGUGGUGGGGCUGGACUUUACUGUUGAAGAGCAGGAGGACGUGAUGAUGGUACAGUUGUUCCAGGCACUUUUCGAUACUAUUGGAGAGAAACAUCCCGCCAAGAUGGAGAAUUUGAUGCUGAGUAUCAUGGUGGCGUGCAUUGAGGAGAGCGAUGGAGUGGAGCAGCCGCUGCUAGAUGUGAUUUUGAGACCGUUGCUGGAUGCAGCAGCGGAGGCGAGUGGAAAGGACGGAGAGGAAGAAGCUGCAGUGAAGAGGACGUCAUGCCACUUGGCACGGGAGUUGAUUCGACGAACCAGUGAACUCCUGCAGAACCCGCUAUCGAACUUUUUCAACAGCAUUUUGAUUGACGCGCAGAGCAGGUUGGGCUCGCAGAAGUCAUCUGAGCUCAAGGAACAUGUGUACACACUGAUCUAUGAGGUGCACAAGAUUAACCCGUCGCUGCUGCUGUAUGUGCUCCCUAAUGUGUGCCUGCAGCUUCAAGUGGACGAGGUCGCUACGAGGUCAGAGGCGAUUGCACUGAUGGGGAAGUUGUUCGCGUCCUCACACGCGGACUAUGGGCAUCAGUAUAUGAAGAAUUUUCGUGAUUUCUUGGGCCGCUUUCGUGACGCUAGCAAGGAGAUCCGUCUGCAGAUGAUUAAAGUAAGUGCGCCUAUCUGGGAACAGAAGUCUGACUUGGCUGGCCUUUUGGAGAAGGAAUUUAUCUUGCGGUUGAGCGAUCCGGAGUGGGAAGUACGCCAGAGUGUGGUCCACGAGCUGUGCGACCUCGCGGCUAACCGUUUGGAUCUCAUCAGUGAGGAGUGUCUUCGCGCAGUGGGAGAACGGAUGAAAGACAAAAAGGUGAUACUGAGGAAGGAAACGAUGACUGGUCUCAGCCAGGUAUUUAGUACUCACAUUUCCUCGAGCUGGGAGGAAGAAGAUGACGAGGACGACGACAGACCUUUGUCUCUUGCAAAUCGCAAUAUCCCCGGUGCUACCAUUAAGAAGCUGGGCUGGAUCCCUGAUUACGUGCUGAAGUGCUUCGCGUACCCCCAACAAGAACUCAAGCUCCGCGUGAUUCAGCUUCUGGAUGAUUUCCUUCUGCCCAAGAACCUGUCCGAGCGAACUCGUGCGAAUGGAUUGCUAUUUAUUUACCACUCGUUGGAUGUUACGUCGAAGGAAGCUUUGCGGCGAGUCUUCAGCGAGCGCGCCAAGUGCCAGGAGAUAUGCAGUACUUUCGUAGCAUUCAAGGUACAGAACCGCCACAAGGGUCGCGCCACUGAGGCUGACGAUGGCGCGCUGGAGAAAGCAAAGCAACAGCUCUACGAUGGACUAGCCCCGUUGUUUUCGGAUGUCACUGGCUUGAACAAGUUGCUGGAAAGACUAUCUAAAUGGAAGGACCACAGUGUCUUCAAGCACAUGGGGGAGCUGUGCGACUUCUCGAAGAGUCAGAGCAAAAUCCGACACGAGCGAGACCAGUUGGUGCGUAGCGUGGGGUCAAAAACACCGUUGGGUGAGUUCCUGAAGAAGCUGUGCCGAAAACUAUCGCUGCUGACAAUGAAUCAGGCGUCCGUCGCUGCUUUCUUGGACUUCUUAGUCGCGAGAGAAGGACGACCGUCGAGGGAAAAUCGCAGUUUGGUAGAUCUGCUGGUGAUGGCCUCCGGGGAAUUGCCGAAACUAUUUGCCCCCUUUAUCCGAGAGAAAGUCGCGUCAGUUUUGGUUGAAAGCGUGGACGCUAGUGCGGAUCAAUCUGGCACUAGUGAUGAAGACGAUGAGGAGGAUCCUUUACUGAAAGACCCAAGAGUGAUUCUCGGAUGCUUGCACAUUCUUGCGAAUUUUUCACAGCACUGGUCGGCGACUAUCGGCUUGGGAGAGAAUGCAUCAGUCGAAGAGGAUAGUAGUACGCCAUCUGCAGAAUUAAUGGAGCAGCUUCACAAUUUCUGCCUCGGAGACAGUGACGUUGAGGCUCAGAAUUUCAAUUCUGCGAAGGAGAGUCGAGCUGCAGAGCUGGCGGCAUUUACUGUCGCACAUUUUUACGGAAGAGCGGAUGCAACUUCUCGGUUGAUUGGAAAACUGUGUUCAAAGGAAAAGCUCGGCUCUCCCAAAGUUUCUGGAGUGUUGCCUGCGUUGCAGAGCCUGGAGGUGUUCGCUAAGCGAAGUGGCCAUGUAUUCUGUGCUGACAGUUCGUCGCUCCCACAUCUGUGGGCACACCUACUGGAUGACAUCAUUGGCGAAGGUGAAAACACUCCUACACCAGGCACGCCCGGUUCAAGAGAACGCAGCCAGAAGGGUGGUAAAUCUGCGGCAUCGAAGCUAGCGGAGGCUCGCUGUUUGGCCAUUAAGGUCGCAGUAAAUCUGCUUGUGUACUGCCGUCCCGCUAGAGGCCCAUCAGACUCGCGCGUGGAUGGCACGAUACUUGUUAAGCUGUUGCUGGAAAUCUUACGUUCAGACGGGAAGACGUAUGGAUCGACACCAACUCUUGCUGCCCUAUUCAGGGCAACUGCAUCGUGUGGUCUCAUUAAAAUCAUGCGCAAUCGUCAUCUGGAGGCUUCGAUUUCAGUCGCAGAGUGGCAGCUACUCGGCUUCACGAUGCAAGAUUCAAGUGAAGACGUUCGGCGCAAGUUCUUGAAGAAAUUGACGUCGCACCUAAUGAAGCAACCCGUGCAGCACCCGCACAAAUACCUCAGUUUUUUGGCGUUAGCUGCUGCGGAUUCGAGUAUCACUGUGAAGAGAACCGCACGGAAUCUGCUCAAGAUUGCGGUUGAACGUAUGCGACGCAUGUUUGACGCUGCAUCUUCGCGAGAAGCAGAGGCGAUCAAUAGCCCCGGAACUCCUAGUAUGAGUGCACUCAUGGUUCCCGAGUACGCGCUGCCAUACGUCAUUCAUUUGCUGGCGCAUCAUCCAGAGUUCCCGGUCAAGUUGGUGGAGAGAACCCCGACUGUGGUAGUUUUGCAAAGCGCACUGUGGACGGAUCAAUUGGCAUAUCUGGGCUUCUUCCUGGAUGGUUUGGUGUCUACCAAUGCGGCGGCAGCAGAUAACAUUGCGUUUCUGCUGCAGAUGUUGACCAAGCUUUCCCAAUGCCACGAUGCGACAUCUCCCGAUGACAUUAACAUUUAUCCUCUGAUUGACAGCGCCGUCGCUUUACUGAAGAAGAAGAUUAAGAACCAGUCGAAUCUGAAGCCGUUCCCAGGUAAAAUCUUCCUGCCGAAGCAUUUAUACAGUCCCGGCAGACCAAGCACACUUGCAACUCCUGGCGGAAGGAAGGAGCCUGAGGGUCCUGAAUCGCUGGGGCAAACGACUCGUGGCCCAAGACUUAGCGUAAGUGCAUCCGUCGUUACACUUGACGUCCAUUUUGUUCAUGUUGCUCACCCGAAUGUUGUAAUUUUAUCCACAGACAUCGCUAUCUCCAAUCAAGCCGAUGGACUUUGCUGCGCAUUUCAUGAAGCUAAAUUCUCCUCCUGGAAGCUCCUUGAAAGUUUCCUCGAAGAAGCGCAAGCGGAAGUUACUCAAGGCUGA
Molecule: messenger RNA, 4125 nt
Organism: Phytophthora sojae
Lineage: Eukaryota; Oomycota; Peronosporomycetes; Peronosporales; Peronosporaceae
Exons: 1
Coding region: 1-4125 (1374 amino acids)
Biological process (GO): DNA repair; mitotic sister chromatid cohesion
Cellular component (GO): nucleus; chromatin
Source: RefSeq, a predicted model, not a curated record